CACUGCGUUGGGUUUCCAAACAAAAUCUGAAGUCUCGCGCUUAAAAUUUUGUAAAAAAUAAAGGAAACUUUGAACUGUUCAAAAAUAUAAACUCCAACCAUGCCAAAUAGUCAGGAAACAGGAACGGAUGCCGAUCGAAUGGAUGAUAUCAAAUUAAACAGCCGCGAUAGCGUCGCAUUGAAGGAUCUGCUCCAGAAACGACUAUCGGAGUGCGGUUGGCGCAAGGACAUCGAGGAAAUGAUUCGACACGCCAUCGAGGAGCGCAGUGUGUCCAAUUUGACCCACGAAGAAUUGGCUGCCGAGAUAGUCCCUCAUGCUCGCGCUCUGGUUCCCGACGUAAUUCGAAAAGAGAUGCUUGUGCGCGUGCGCGCUGCUUUGGAAUCCUCUUUGCCUUCGGAGGAAAACUGACUGCCCAACCAGAAUCCCAAAUCCACCUGAGCAUCUACGAUAGUCACACUGCCUGCACAUUUUAAAUUCUAGCACAUGGGUUUGUGGUUUAUUAUCUCGUAUUUAAGUAGAUAUUUACAAACUUAUGCUAGUUAUGAAUUGCGCCAUUAGUUAUACAAUAUGCAUGUAAUAAAUAAACAACCUAAUUAUAUUUA
Drosophila takahashii is the source of this 602-nucleotide messenger RNA. RefSeq names its product enhancer of yellow 2b transcription factor-like. The record is from RefSeq and is a predicted model, not a curated record. Gene Ontology annotation, molecular function: chromatin binding; transcription coactivator activity. Lineage: Eukaryota; Metazoa; Arthropoda; Insecta; Diptera; Drosophilidae. Gene Ontology annotation, cellular component: DUBm complex; nuclear pore; SAGA complex. Gene Ontology annotation, biological process: positive regulation of DNA-templated transcription; regulation of transcription by RNA polymerase II; poly(A)+ mRNA export from nucleus.